CCAACACAUACUUAUCCAUUUUUCACCAUGUUUAGAGCAAAUACCUAUAGGAAAUAUAAAUUUUUAUUAAGAUAUUUUGGAAUUAAAUUUCAAAAGCAUGUCGACAUGUCAAUUUCCAGUCGAAUCUGGAACGUGGCCGACUUUGCGCUUAAUCUUGCUCUUUGCAUAAUCUUCAUUAUUAACUCUACGUAUGUGGACAAGAACAAAACCCCGGCCAGAAUCCCAGAGUCCAACAGGCUUAUUGAGCUUGUGCUUGCCCUCGUUUUCCUGGGCCAAUACAGUGCAAAGUAUGCGUUCCUCAGUAGAACAUAUUGGAAAUUGGAGCAUGUCGUGGUGUUUUUUACGUCCGUCAGUCCGGUAGCGGCGUUUAUAAUAAGCACAGACAGCGAGUUUGUGCGCAACAGCUACAUGAGCGCAGGGACCAUGGUUAUAUUCUAUCCAAUUCGGUUUCUUAGGCUUUUUUAUGCGUUCAAGCGGCUACUGGCAAUUGUUGCAGCAUCGAAAAAGUACAUCCGUCUAUCCUUGAUCAGAAAGGAGGUUGUGUCCCUUGCGGGAGACAUACUCAUUAGUGUACUCUUUUUUGCAAGCCUUGUGCACUCCGGACUUAACUGGUUCAGUCAGUUCAAAAAAUAUCAAUCUCCUAGCUUUACAUUCCUCGAUGCCAUCUACUUUAUUGUC
Kickxella alabastrina is the source of this 678-nucleotide messenger RNA. RefSeq lists its product as uncharacterized. NCBI's taxonomy places the organism in Eukaryota, Fungi, Kickxellomycota, Kickxellomycetes, Kickxellales, Kickxellaceae. The transcript is spliced from 3 exons. The annotation marks the transcript as partial. The record is from RefSeq and is a predicted model, not a curated record.